AUAGAUUCAUAUGAUUUUGAUAUUGACUCGAGUUUACAUUAACGGAAGCCGUCUGUUUUGUCUUACAGUUUUCUUUUUACAUUGCAGGUAUUUCUCUGCUGAGUCUCUGGGCUGCAACAGCAUAACAUAACAUCAGGAUCCCGCAGCAAAGAUGGCCACUGAGAAAAGACUGUCUGCGAGGCGUAAGCAUACUCUGAAAAGCUGUAUGCUGGUGGUGGCCAAUAAUCUGUUGGAGGCUGAAGCAACAAUGAAGCAUGGGGAGAGGGAGAAGUUCCUGGCAGAGAAAUGUCCUCCUCUGGAGCUGCCGUACUCCAAGGACGAGCUCACGGACCUUUGCAAAAAACUCCACCAGCAGAUCGACAUCGGCGAAGAGGAGAGAUACAGCAUGGAGUUCAAACUGAACAUGGUUCUGAACGAGGUCAGAGACCUCAACAUAAAGAUUGUGGAUCUGAGGGGAAAGUUCAAGAGACCCCGGCUGAAGAAAGUGCGCAUGUCCGCUGACGCCAUGCUGAAAGCCCUGCUGGGCUCCAAGCACACGGUCAACAUGGACCUGAGGGCCAACCUGAAGCAGGUCAAGAAGGAGGUGAAAGAGGAGGACAAGCAGCUGCGCGAUGUGGGAGACUGGCGUAAGAACAUUGAAGACAAGUCUGAUAGGAAGAAGAUGUUUGAUGGUUAAACAUGAAUUGAAAGAGUGAUUUUCAGGACAGAAUUCAGGUCUAAUGUCUUUGUAACUGAAGAGUUUUAUUCCAAAAUGCUAUCCACUGUAAACCUACCUGGUACUUUUGUUAAACGGAUAAGAAAGCAGUGGAGCUUUUAUUGAUUAUCAGUGUUAAUCUAGAGAUCUUAAGAACGAUGAUUUUAAAGUUGUAGUAUGGAACAGUAGGUGAUGAAUGAUAAUCUCCUCAUUUUUCUUCACAGGAUUUUAAAAGUUAUACAAACAUAUACAUAACCUUGGUGUCACCUUCUGAUUGGUUUCUGCUGUUUUAAAUUAAGAUCAUUAAACGUUUUUUUCAACAAAUGAAAGGAUUGUUGUUUUUAGUUGUACUGUUUUUACUUUCCAACUGUAGGAAAACUUUCAGUGUGGGCUGAGGUAGAUGAGGCAGGGUUUCGGUGGCUAUUUUGGAACAAAACUCUUCAGUUUAAUCUAAGCUGCCUUCUGCUUUCGCCUGUAUUGACACUGUACUGUGAUGUAUUUGUAUGUCCUGAUGUCAGUUAGUACAUUAGUGGUGAAUCAAACCUGCUUUUGUUCUAAGGAGGCGGAAUUAUGCUUCUGCAUCAAAAUAUUGCUCUAACUGCGACGUACCUUCCUUAAACCUACACUGCAGCUGAUAUACAUGUUGUAAGUUGUUGUAGUUAACAAGUAACAAUUUGUAGUUGCAAACCUUGUUAAGUAACAACAAGUGAGCAAGAAGUUUAAUCUGAAAUCCAGAAAAAAAAAGCACCUUAAUCUCACCUUCUUUCACUUUAUUGUAUUGACUGAGAAUAAUAGUUAAGAUUUUCAUCUUUAAGCUUAUUUGAUUUAUUUUUUAUUAAAGUUUUACUUUUACUGCAGAAGCGACAUCGUGCACACUUACUUCGGCGAGUGUGUUGUGUCUCUUCUGCAUUGCAAUAUAAAAAAUAAAACUACAGUAUCACGUGAGCUUAGAGCUGAAGAUGUAAACUUUUAAAGUGUGUAAUAUUAAAAAUUAUAAUAACGCCUACUUCUGUUACCUGACCUACCUGACAAGCAGUCCCGUUUUUCAGGUAAUAUUUGGCCGUUUUGUUCCGAAAAGCUUCAGGUAGAGUUCAGAUUCGGAUAUUUUCAAAUGUUAAUUUUCAUAAUAUAUUUUUCUCAAUCUCACUUUGACUAUGCUUUACGUCUGCGUCCAUUUUUGUCCCAAAUGCCGAGCGGGAAAAAAGAGUGUAGACAAUAUGUUGCGUUAACCUGUCAAAUUUAGCCCUCACUGCUAGCAAGAGCGACUCCUCUGUUGCAGAAGUAUAAUUCAGCCUACAGUCUGUACUAAACUACAUCAUGUUAUAUUUUCCAAACUGUUCAAACAGAAAUGUGAUGUACUUUUCUCGUCUUGUUGCUGUCA
This is a messenger RNA of Micropterus dolomieu (smallmouth bass), 2075 nucleotides long. RefSeq names its product troponin I, fast skeletal muscle-like. The transcript is spliced from 7 exons. The record is from RefSeq and is a predicted model, not a curated record. Gene Ontology annotation, biological process: muscle contraction. Gene Ontology annotation, cellular component: troponin complex. NCBI's taxonomy places the organism in Eukaryota, Metazoa, Chordata, Actinopteri, Centrarchiformes, Centrarchidae. The coding region runs from base 152 to 676 and encodes 174 amino acids.